Molecule: messenger RNA, 3427 nt
Organism: Hyla sarda
Lineage: Eukaryota; Metazoa; Chordata; Amphibia; Anura; Hylidae
Gene: RAB9A
Product: RAB9A, member RAS oncogene family
Exons: 3
Coding region: 178-783 (201 amino acids)
Biological process (GO): Rab protein signal transduction; retrograde transport, endosome to Golgi
Cellular component (GO): phagocytic vesicle; lysosome; late endosome
Molecular function (GO): GTP binding; GTPase activity
Source: RefSeq, a predicted model, not a curated record
GUUUGUUUGCCCUGGCGGCUGAGAGGAGCCGGGUAUACAGACAAGCAGAGCUGCGUCUUGUACACCGCCGACGUGCCGAAAACUUUAUUAACAACAUUCCAAGGACAGGUGCUAAGUGAUGUCUGACAGUGAAGAAGGAAGAACGACAUAUUGAAAACAUUUUAUCUAUUUUUUACAAUGGCAUCAAAGUCUUCCUUACUGAAAGUAAUCCUGUUGGGAGAUGGAGGUGUUGGAAAGAGUUCUUUGAUGAAUCGAUACGUCACCAACAAGUUUGAUACUCAGUUAUUUCACACAAUAGGUGUUGAGUUUUUGAACAAGGAGCUUGAAGUGGACAAUCAUAUGGUCACCAUGCAGAUCUGGGACACUGCAGGCCAGGAACGGUUCAGGAGCUUAAGGACCCCUUUUUACAGGGGAUCUGACUGUUGUCUGCUCACGUUUAGUGUAGAUGACUUGCAAAGCUUUCAGAACUUAAACAACUGGAAGAAAGAAUUCCUCUACUAUGCUGAUGUCAAAGACCCCGAUAGUUUCCCAUUUGUGGUUUUGGGAAACAAAGUUGAUAUUAGUGAACGUCAAGUGUCAAUGGAAGAAGCUCAGAUUUGGUGCAGAGACAAUGGGAACCAUCCAUAUUUUGAGACAAGUGCGAAAGAUGCCAUCAAUGUGGCAGCAGCAUUUGAAGAAGCUGUUAGAAAUGUUUUGGCUAUUGAAGAAAGAUCGGACCAGCUGAUCCACAAUGAUACAGUUAAUCUGCAUAGAAAACCUAAGUCCAGUUCAGCAUGCUGUUGACUUUUUUUUUCCCGCAGUAACCAACACACAACAGCUAUCGCACCCGAUGGAGCCUUUAUCACUCGAGGCCCGCUCACGAUGAAGCAGACCAGUUUACCACGCUGGAGUUUCAUUAAUAAUUCUAAUAAAACCACUUUAUGGAGAAGCCAUAGAUCUAAUAAGAGGUAUCACUUGUGGUGGGAGAAAAUGUAUCACACAUGCUGUGUAGAUUACUCCAAAUUAAUGUGUGUAAUAAUGUAACUAACAAGUUAUACUGUACUUGCCUGAGCAAAAAGAACCCCUCCUAAAGGUUAUGUCUUCUGUCCCUCUUUAUUUAUAUGCAGCUGUAAAAGUAGGAACGUCUUUCUACUAAACUGUAUUGGCUGUGUACCAUUUAGGUAACGCUUAGAUAUUCCCCUCUAUCUAUCUCAAUCUAUAUUGUUAUUUCUAUACUUAGUUGCUUGAACAUUCUUUAUCUUCUGCUUAUUCUAUUUCCAGCAGAAUCAUUUCACGAUCUGGUACUUUAACCUCAAGUUAUAGAUGUUAAUUCAAGGCUUAGUUGACCUCUUAUUUUAGGCGACCUACGAUUAAGGUACACUUCGGGAGGAUCUCCCGACAAAAGGCUGUGAUGUGCAUAUAGUGGGAUACAUUAUCAGUAGGCUCCCAUUGUAUCCCUUGAAUAGAAAAGUGUAACGCAUUACACUUUCCUAUGCUGUGAAAAAAAAAUGCCAAUAGGACACACUUUUGGCAUACACUAUGGUGCACAAGGACUUAUCACCUAUCGGAUCCUACGGCCUGUCUGUGAAGCAAGCAAUCCAUUCUGCAGGCACAAGGAUAUAUAAUGAGAUAUAGAUGGAUAGAUAUAGCUGUGUGCGAAAAAUUCUGAAAUCUAUUUAAUUUUUAAAAUAAAGUUUAACUCUUUGCUCUUUCUGGGCUUUGGACUCCGGCAGGUGGUUCUAGUCGGUGAUGGUUACCUUUCCCUAGAUGAACAUGUAUAUAAGGUUGCUGCCAGUCACUGAGUUAGGACCUCCCACUGGACUCAGGCCCAGAAUGAGCACAGAUAUAGAUCAAAAGAUUGCACUUUAUACUGAAUGAUUCUCCACACAGCUACAUAUCAGUCUGUUUAGCCCCUCCUGCCUGGAUUUUUUAAAGGUGAGAGAUUCCAUUGAAAGCUUCAGCUACACUGGGAAAACAACAAACUUUGCAUCACCGUAUUAACUCUUUAAUUUCUGGGCUCCAUAAGAAAGAAAGGGGAGUGCCUUGAAGGGGUGAAAAACAAUUGGUGCCAGAACGUUAAACAGAUUGGUUAAUUACUUCUAUUUAAAAAUCUUAACCCUUCCAGUACUUAUCAGCUGCUGUAUGCUCCACAGGAAGUUAUUUUCUUUUUGAAUUUCCUUUCUGUCUGACCACAGUGCUCUCUGCUGACACUCUGGGUCUCGGGAACUGUCAAGAGAAGGAGAAAAUCCGCAUAGCAAACAUAUCCUGCUCUUGACAGUUCCUGACAUGGACAGAGGUGUCAGCAUAGAGCACUGUGGUCAGACAGAAAAUAAAUUCAAAAAAGAAAGGAACUUCCUCUGGAGCAUACAGCAGCUGAUAAGUACUGGAAGGAUUAAGAUUUUUAAAUAGAAGUAAUUUGUAAAUCUGUUUUAAGUUCUGGCACCAGUUGAUGUUUUUCUCCAGUGUACCCCUUUAAGGACUCCCUGCUACCCGGAUCUAUCAUCUUUUAGUGAACUUAUUUUUAGGCACUUUUAGGUAGAUGCCAAUUCUCAAAGGAACAUCAGAAGUUGUGAAAGCUGAAAUCAUGAGUGCAAGUUCUGAUUUUAUUUUAUUUUUAUUUUUUUAACUAGUCUAAAGUUGAUUACAAAACAAUGGGAAAAAAAGGACUUUAACCCCCAUAGAUGGUCCGCCUAUGGGAACAUUUCCAUAGCAUAACCUGUCAUGGGUGGGGGUUGGUGUUUAUGGGAUUGACACAAAAACCUCCCUCUCUUGUUUAGGUAUAACAUUACUAAUACUAUGGACUUAUGAAUGUUAACCAGGAAGGCUGCAUAUAAAGGCAUGGGCCGAGGCCUUCAUCGGCGUGGUACUUUAUACACAUUGGGUUUUAAAUUGUUAAAAAACUCAUUUUGAUUAGCUUAAAAAUUAGAGCCCAUGAUGUGAUAAUCUGCAGGUUGAAUGUCAAUGUAGAGUGAGUAAAUCCAAGGGCUUGUUCAUGCCAGUGCCUGGUUUGGUUUUUCUUUGUAACCAAUUGCAUUACAUACUUCAUGGAAUUAUGAUGCAAACAAUGAGGUCAUUAAUGCAGUGGCUCACCUACCUUCUGUAGUAGCAUUAUUUGUUGAGGGUGACCUUAGCAGGGAUGUCAUUCCUAAAUGUAUGCUCACUGGUACAUAUACGCUGCAGCAGAUUUGCUGAAGACCUAUUAAAGUCAAUGGGUAACAACAUAAUCUGCUGUCUGAACUGUGCAGCAGAAAAUCUGCAGUGAAUUAUGUAGAUGUGAACAUGCUUAGCCAUUGUGAUCAUCUGUCUAAUAAAGACUUACUGGCAGAUUACCUGUGUUGGGAAAAGCCCUGUGUAUUAAAAAACUGAUAUAUGCAUUAUUUCUGAAUACACUGUCUUAACUACAGAAUAAAUAUGUAAACUUCUCUUACUAUAUAUUUUAAUUUUUUUU